Molecule: messenger RNA, 3645 nt
Organism: Fundulus heteroclitus (mummichog)
Lineage: Eukaryota; Metazoa; Chordata; Actinopteri; Cyprinodontiformes; Fundulidae
Gene: clmna
Product: calmin
Exons: 13
Coding region: 293-3571 (1092 amino acids)
Biological process (GO): nuclear migration
Cellular component (GO): cytoplasm; meiotic nuclear membrane microtubule tethering complex; nuclear outer membrane
Molecular function (GO): actin filament binding
Source: RefSeq, a predicted model, not a curated record
UGCAGGAAGGCGGAGGUGGAGGAUCUGGGGGCGGUCCCUGGACCAGCUCCAUCCCACCUCGGGAACACCAACCAGGUGCAGCGGCUCCUUCCUCCUCCUCCCUCCCGGAGCUCGGUGGCUCUGAGCGCGGUGCAGAGACGGAAGAAGCCGCAGUGUGGAGCAGAGAUGUGGGCGCGCUGACGGAACGAGUCCGCUGCGUUUCUGUGGGCCGGCCGGACAACAGACUGCAGCCGCGUCCUCCUCCAGCCGCGGAGCUCCGUGUCCCCUCCCGGAUUCCCAAGGCGCUGUCCGGAUGGCUGGACACCACUGGGAGGACUGGUUCGAGCGGGAGGAGUUUAUCGGACAGAUCAGCGACAUCCGAGUGCAGAACCUGCAAGUGGAAAGAGAGGUGGUGCAGAAGAGGACGUUCACACGAUGGAUGAAUCUGCACUUAGAGAAGUGUGACCCGCCCCUGCAGAUCCAGGAUCUGUUCCAGGACAUCCAGGAUGGACACGUCCUCAUGGCUCUGCUCGAGGAGCUCUCUGGCUGCAAAUUGCUCCACGGCUUCAAGAGGUCCGCCCAUCGAAUAUUCCGACUCAACAACAUCGCCAAGGUGCUUUCCUUCUUGGAGGAGAGAAACGUGAAGCUGGUGAGCAUCGAUGCAGCCGACAUCGCUGAUGGAAACUCCUCCAUCAUCCUUGGACUCAUCUGGAACAUUAUCCUCUUUUUCCAGAUCAAAGAGCUGACGGGAAACAUCCGGAGCCAGUUCCCCUCCUCUUCCAGCUUGUCAUCCAUCCCCACCAGCUCCGACUCCGACACGUCCUUCGGCAGCACGCCCUCAGAGGAGCGACAGUCUGCGGCCGUCACCAUGAGGGAGAACAGCAAGGCCAUCAAGAAGCUGCUGCAGUGGAUCCAGAGGAGAACUCGGAAGUACGGGGUGGCCGUGCAGGACUUUGGGAAAAGCUGGACCAGCGGCCUGGCCUUCCUGGCCGUCAUUAAAUCCAUUGACUCCAGUCUGGUGGACAUGAGGAAGGCCCUGCUGAGGACUCCCAGAGAGAACCUGGAGGACGCCUUCAGGAUAGCUCACUACAGUUUGGGAAUACCGCGACUACUGGAGCCUGAAGACUUGGCUAUAAGCCCACCGGUUGAGCAGUCCAUCAUCAUGUAUGUUUCCCAGUUCCUGGAGCACUUCCCCGGCAUACAGGAGUCCGAGGAGCCCUCGCAGGUGAUUGAGCGUAGUGUCUCCAUGGGCAGGCUCAACUUUCGAGACGUUGAGCAGGAGCACAUGAGGAAUGGGGCUCCUUACAGCAGAGUGAAGCACCGUUCCUACAUGUUCCAGAAAGACUCAACCAAACCUUCACCCAAAGUCUUGAUGUCCUCGGUGUCGGAAGACAGGAGUGUGCUGGAGCCGCGUUUCAGGGCGGCUGCAACUCGAUCGUGGUCCAGUGAGGACAUUUUAUCGGACUCCCCCCAAACCGUCGACGUCUCCAACAUGGUGGACGUAAACACCAGAGCGCCGGGCAGCGAUGUCCUACAGGACUUUGGUUCCCCUCAGCAGUCCUUCACCCACUCACCCUCAUCGGUACCGGAGUCGCUGAUUGGAGACUCUGCCAUCAACUCUCCGGACUCCUGGAUGGAGGGUGAGCUGAACCCGGACAGGUUCUGUGAGAGUCGCAGUGACAGUUCUUUCUGCGACAGCGGGAUGGCCUGGGACGUUUACCGGGCCACGCCGGUGGAGGUGACGCCAUACGAUGAGGGAUUUGUCUCCUCCGUGGAGGACCGAGCUCCCGAUGAGUCCAUUAUCGAGACGUACAUUGAUGACCACAUGAGCUCUCUGGACAGAACUGAUACGCAGAUUGAGAGAGACCAAGAGGAAGACGGGAAGGAGAAACAGGAGGACACUGAGAAGCAGUACCGGGACCCAGAACCAGACGUGGCAACUGGUCCUAGAGAAACCAACCGUGCAGAUGAAACUCCACUUCAAACGGACAAAGUUCCUACAGAACAGAAAACUUUGGAUGAACGUUGUGAAGCAGAAGGACUGGAGAGCUAUGGUUCUGGAGACCUCGUUCAGAAACCUGAUCGGCAGAACCACUUUGAGCCCAUCUUCUCCACUGAACCCCCUGAAGAGACCCCUCUGAAAGAAGUGGGCAGAGAAGGAAGUUACCGGGGCGGGACGUUUAACGGGCAAACGGAAAGUCUGGAGCAGAGGCAUCGGGGGGAAACUGGAGCUCCAGGGGAGGAAGUAGAGGAGUUUAGAAAUAAGUCAGAGAGUUUAAAAGACCCAGCAGUCGAAAGAGACUCCUCAGAGCGUAAAGAAAGCAGCGGGUCAGAAACUUUACAUAGACAUGCAGCCAACAGUGGCACAGCAUUCAAACCAAGUCUGACCAUUCCUCUGAUCUCCAUCACCAGUGAGCCAGAGGAACCGGACGAAGAGAUAGAAUCUGACCCAGGAGCACUUGGUCAGGACGAGCAUGAAGGUCGGGAGAGUUCUCAAGGUCCAGAUCCACCAAACAGUGUUUGCAGUAAGGAUGAUGGACAAGAACCUCCAGAGUUCCCGUCCAGUUUGAUACCAGAAAACACUAUAACACUGGGAGACCCAGAAAGGGAGUCUGGGAAUGAUCCUGGUCAGCAGGAUGGCAGCCAUGGGACGCAUUCAGAGGGUAACCACAGGGAUAACAGAGACAAACAGGAGGAACGGUUUCCUGGGAUCGAGGCCCUGGAAGAUGGAGACGUUUCCGCUCGGUGUCCUUUGGUCAGCACCGACGACCAGCCUCAGAACCCUGACGGAGACGGCAGGAAUCACUCAGAUGGACACCAGGAAAAACCGACUCAAAGGGAGACAGAGAACCUCCCGGAUUCCUCUGAUAUCUCUCAGAACAUCCUGGAUCCAGAUUCACAGAAGCUGAACGGUCAGAUAGGGGUGCCUUGUUCUGGACCGGCAGAUUUACCCAGACACUUGGACCGGUUUUCCUCUGACUUUGACAGAAGUUUUCCAACAGACGACCUGGUCGGAGACAGAAUAGAACCCAUGGAUCUGUUCUACCCCGACAAGGAGGAGUCCAUCCUUCCAGAACCUCCUGACACCGAAAUGCAGAGGUGGCCUUCGGUCCUGAGCGUCUCCGCUCUCCAACCGGCGCCGCCUUCAGACGGACCAGAGGACCUGCUGGGUGAAGACUUCCUGAGUGGAGGAGAGCAUGAUCACGUGAUCGGUCCGACCAAUCAGACGCCCUCCGACUCGCCUCUGUCCCAGGAGCAGUGCGUGAUGUGCGGAGUGACGAUCGGAGCGCCGCAGGGCACCGACGCUUCAGAAGCAGACAGCGAAGGAAGCCCUCUUAGGAUGGACUCCAUCAGACCAGAUGAGAUCCACAUCCCUCCGGUUCUCCGACACAGGAAGGGAGCCCACCUAACGGAGUCCCCAGAGAAAACUAAAGCUGCAUCUAGAACGGCGGAACCUGAAGACUGUGAUUUAUGGUGGAGGGAGAACUGGGAGCUGUGCGUGCUUCUGCUGCUGUGGCUGCUGCUCUACUCCUUCAUGGUUCUUCCUCAGAUGGACCUGAAGACGCUGCCGAGCCUGUUGCUCAACCAAUGAAAACACACACACACACACACACACAUACUCACUCACUCACUCACUCACUCACUCACUCACUCACUCACUCACUC